Molecule: messenger RNA, 939 nt
Organism: Sclerotinia sclerotiorum 1980 UF-70
Lineage: Eukaryota; Fungi; Ascomycota; Leotiomycetes; Helotiales; Sclerotiniaceae
Exons: 1
Coding region: 1-939 (312 amino acids)
Source: RefSeq, a predicted model, not a curated record
AUGCUUAUCAAGAACAUGAUUCCCUUCGAUCUGAUAUUGAGAAGUAUGAGUCACAAGAUUAGAGCUGGCUUGUGUAUUUAUCCUCAUGACCUCGAUCUGCUACUUGAGCACGGGGAAAGCAUUUGUCCGCGCAUCGAAGACACUGGGCUACAAUCGCAAGAACAUCCCCUUAACCUGAAUGAAUGCUGGAUUUAUUGGAAUUGGAUCAAGGAGUCAAAGUUGCGGCUCAACAAGCUGAAAUCUCAAGAGCUAAGGCUCGCUGCACGUCUGAUUGAACAAUAUCCACGAAUUUUGAAGAAACCACACGAUCCAUCUCAGAGUGCUCCUCGACCCAACACUACUCAUCUUAUGGUCAGAUUUGAAAGGCAAGCUGUUAAGUCUUUAUACGACAGAAAUUUGUCUCAUGAUUGGAAUCGCUAUCAGUAUAGGUCAGAUACGAAUGUUAUCCUACUGGUACCAUACGAUCGAUACCUUUGGUUACUCCUUGAAACAUUAGCCAAGCACCCGCUUGAUUUUGAAGUUACUGGCCUCGAGGAGAGCUUGGCCAAAGUCUCUCUGCUAGAUCAGAAGCAAGGAACUCAUUCAAGAGACAUCGAACCAUCAUCUACUCUCUCCAAAAAUAACACCAAUGUUUUCCGAUACCCAGAGAAUAUUGCCGAAAAUCUGAGGACAGUGUUAAAAGGUCUGAUGUAUAUCUAUACAAAACCACCAUUGACUGUCCCUCGCAUCCAAUGGAGUUCUACAGGAAAUACUAGCUCCUCAGAGAAGUGGCCAAAAUUUGUUGUUCACAAAGGACAAGAGGAACACGCACAAAACAAAAAUAUACGAAUGAACUGGAACAUUAGACCCCGCGAUGAAAGAGAGUAUGAAUGGCUAGCAGCUUUUCUGAAAGCUGUUACAUGGAUUGAAUUGAAUAUUGGAUCGACAGAGGAUUCCUAG